AAUUCCUGGUUGUGGAAAUGGGCAACGGAGAUGUGGAAUUUGAAACAUUUCUGAUCCAGGUCCAGCCACUGUUUACCCUGCAGUCAGGCUAUGACAUCAGAGCAAGGACUUUAUAAAAGUGCAUGUGCACAGAGCCAGGCAGUGAGAAAACAGUAACACAAGUAGAAAAUCUCAUUGUGGUGGAACACAUAGCAGAACAUGAUGGACAAGGUACAGAGAGACAGAAACAGCCUGAUGGCAUGGGCACUGCUGUUUUACCUAGGAUCACAGGUGUGCUGUCAGCAGUGUGGCAUCCCUUGUCAGUGCCAAAGCUCUGUACCAGACUGCCCAGAAGGCAUUCCUCUCAUUCUCGAUGGGUGUCAGUGCUGUCAGGUGUGUGCGCGUCAGCAGGGUGAGGCCUGCAGUAAGCUGUUUCCGUGUGACAUUCAGCGCGGCCUGCAAUGUGACUAUAGCGCCAGCUUCCCUGGAGACCCAGGAGAGUGUGUCAGUCAGAAGGAGCUGGGCUGUGAACAUAAUGGAGUCUCUUACCAGGAAGGCCAGGUAUUUCAGCCCUCCUGUGCUCUUCAUUGUCGUUGUUCGGGUGGAGGGGUGACCUGUGUGCCCCGGUGCAGUGAAGAUGUUCUCCUGCCCACCCCAGACUGCCCUCAUCCUCGAAGGGUUCAACAACCAGGAAAAUGCUGUAAAGAGUGGGUGUGUGAAAAUAUGGACAACACAGUGCUUCAGGACGCUCACAUAGCUUCAGGAAGUGAACAGACAUUGCUUGCAGACUCUGCAUACCAAACCAGACCUGGUUCAAACUGCAUAGACCAGAGCUCAGAGUGGAGUGCUUGCUCACACAUCUGCGGGCCUGGAAUAUCUACACGGGUUUCCAAUCAAAACCCGGCCUGUCGCCUGGAGAUGCAGAUGCGCUUGUGUAUGAUACGACCCUGUCAGCCUGUACUCCAGAGAAACCCACAGUGGUCAAGGAGGAAAUGUCAACCCUCUUACAGGUCAGUAACCCCGGUGCGGCUUUUCCACCAGGGCUGCUAUAGUACGCAGUUCUACAGGCCCCGUUAUUGUGGCUCAUGUAAAGACAACCGUUGUUGCACUCCUUACCACACUGGCACGGCACUGGUCACUUUCCGCUGCCCUGGAGGAAGACUGCUUAAUCAUGCUGUCAUGACCAUCAACUCCUGCAUCUGCCAUUACAACUGCCCCUAUUCAUCUAGAGGGGCAUAUAGAGGGACUCCCUUCUCUUAUAAAACAACUACCCUUUAA
Messenger RNA from Cyprinus carpio (common carp), 1257 nucleotides. RefSeq names its product CCN family member 5-like. NCBI's taxonomy places the organism in Eukaryota, Metazoa, Chordata, Actinopteri, Cypriniformes, Cyprinidae. Gene Ontology annotation, cellular component: extracellular region; extracellular matrix. Gene Ontology annotation, biological process: cell adhesion; signal transduction. Gene Ontology annotation, molecular function: heparin binding; integrin binding. The record is from RefSeq and is a predicted model, not a curated record.